Messenger RNA from Phaedon cochleariae (mustard beetle), 604 nucleotides. The record is from the annotation of a GenBank genome assembly. Lineage: Eukaryota; Metazoa; Arthropoda; Insecta; Coleoptera; Chrysomelidae.
GACUCUGGUCUGUGCUAGUGUGCUGUGGCUGUUGGCAACACUGCAUCUUGCAUCUUUCGAUCUUUUCGUUCCUUUCCGACUUUUGACAGCAUUGAAUUACAAAGCUUCAAAAUGUUGAUGCCAAAAAAGAAUAGAGUUGCUAUCUUUGAGUACCUCUUCAAAGAGGGUGUUAUGGUGGCCAAAAAGGAUUACCAUGCUCCCAAACACCCUGAAUUGGAAACUAUUCCUAACUUGCAAGUUAUCAAAGCUCUUCAAUCUUUGAAAUCUAAAGGUUAUGUCAAGGAACAGUUUGCCUGGAGACACUAUUAUUGGUACUUGACCAACUCUGGCAUUGAAUACCUCCGCACCUUCUUGCACUUGCCCCCUGAAAUCGUCCCAUCUACCCUCAAAAGGCCUGCACGUACAGAGACCACUCGUCCUCGACCUGCCGCUCUCAGAUCAGAAACAUCCAAGCCUUCCGAAGAUCGUGCUGGCUACAGAAGGACACCUGGAGGCCCAGGGGCCGACAAAAAAGCCGACGUUGGACCUGGAACUGCCGAUGUUGAGUUCCGGCAAGGAUUCGGCCGUGGUAGGGCACCCCAGUAACUGUACUGUAAUUAUAUUU